AUGGAUUCUUCUCAAACCACGCCUAAGAAAUCGCUAUUAGUGAUCGGAGACACGAACGGUUCUGGCAUGAGUACUAACCCUAAACCCUCUGGUUCGACUCUUGGUGAAACCUCCAAGCCGGGACUCAAGAGAGAUUCGAGAAAUUAUGAUGACGGUGUUGAUGAUGAUGAUAACUUGCCUAUCAAGAAAACGAGGACAAUGGAUAACCCUGAUCAUGAUCACGAUGGUAAAACAAUCCUAGCUUUGGAUGUUAAACCACUGGCGAUUGUGGAAGCGGAUACUCCGAAGCUUUCUAGACAGUUUUGGAAAGCAGGAGAUGACAAAGAAGACGAGCCUGUACCUCGCUAUUGUAGCAAUGAUGCGGCGGUUAGGGUUCAUCCUCAGUUUCUUCAUGCUAACGCCACCAGCCACAAGUGGGCACUUGGAGCUUUGGCCGAACUUCUUGACAAUUCUCUCGACGAGGUGUGUAAUGGGGCUACAUAUGUUCAUGUUGAUUCAACAACAAAUGAAAAAGACGGGAGCAGCAUUCUCAUAGUUAAAGACAAUGGAGGUGGGAUGAAUCCGAGUAGGUUUAGAGAGUGCCUUUCUUUGGGAUAUUCAAGAAAACGUAAUAUGGCUAAUACAGUUGGUCAAUACGGGAAUGGAUUCAAAACUAGUACAAUGAGGCUUGGUGCUGAUGCAAUUGUCUUCUCACGUUGUCGAGGAACCAAUGGAAAUAAUGCGACACAGAGCGUUGGUAUGUUGUCAUAUACGUAUCUUUACGAGACAAGAAAAUGUGAAGCCAUUGUCCCCACGGUUGAUUUUGAGUUAGUAGAUAACAAUUGGAAGGAGAUAACAUACAACUCCACAGAUGAGUGGUUUGAUAAUGUAGAUACUAUAGUGAAGUGGUCGCCAUUUUUAUCCCAACAAGAAUUGUUCGAGCAGUUUGAUUACCUAGACGAGCAAGGUACUCGGAUUGUGAUUUAUAACCUAUGGGAGGACGAUGAGGGGAAGUUGGAACUUGAUUUUGAUACAGAUCCUCAUGAUAUUCAACUCAGAGGUGUGAACAGAGAUGAGAAGAACAUAGAAAUGGCGAAAGCUUAUCCUAACUCGAGUCAUUUUCUAACGUAUCGACACUCCCUACGUAGUUAUGUAUCGAUCCUGUAUCUCAGGCUUCCACCAAACUUCAGAAUUAUUCUUCGUGGAAAAGAUGUCGAACAUCACAGCUUAUUAGACGACAUGAUGAUGACGGAAGACAAAACAUACAGACCUGUGCGUUCUUUAGAAUGGUCAACAGAUGAAGACAUGGUUGCUUCUCUAAAGAUUGGCUUUGUGAAAGAUGCUCAUCAUCACAUCGACAUACAAGGGUUCAAUGUUUACCACAAGAACCGGCUUAUCAAGCCAUUUUGGAGGGUUUGGAAUGCUGCGGGAAGUGAUGGACGCGGUGUAAUUGGUAUAUUGGAAGCUAAUUUCAUACAACCAGCUCAUAAUAAGCAAGGGUUUGAGCGAACCGCUGUUCUUGCUAAACUCGAAAACCGAUUGAGAGAAUAUCAAAAGGCCUAUUGGUCUUCAAGAUGUCACGAGAUCGGUUAUGCUCGAAGGCGGAAACCGAAGACUAAUGAAACAGAAACUAUUUCACAACGGGACCAUAAAUCCGAUGUACCUUCUAACCGCGUAAACAAUGAUAAGGGGUCUUUUUCUGCUUCAGCACCAGCUGUAGGAAAACGAAACUUUCAGGAUGUUACACAAUCAAGUCUUGUUGGUAGAAACCUUGACAACGGGCUUAAGAACGCGAAACAUGGGCAUGUCACAAGUUUUAAUGAAACAGUAUCACUUACUCAAGCUGCGGAGUUGCAGAAGGUAAAAGACGAAGCAGCAAAACAAGUGGCUGAGUUGCAGAGACAGAAUACACAGCUUAAGUCGCAACUUAACGAGUCCAAAGCUAAGAACUAUGCUUUGGAGAAAUCGCUGAAAGUAAGAGACGAAUCAGCAAAAUUGGUUGCUGAGCUGCACAGACAGAAAGCACAACUCGUGUCGCAACUCAAGGAUUUAAAAAUUAAGAUCCAAGAUUUAGAGAAAUCUCAGAAGGUAAAAGAUGUAUUAGCAAAACGGGUGACUGAGCUGCAGAAACAAAGAGGACAGCUUGAAUUACAACUCAAGGAUUCAAAAGCCAAGAUCCAAGAUUUAGAGAAAUUGCAGAAGGUAAACGACGAAUCGAUAAAACUGGCGGAUGAACUGCAAAAACAGAAAGAACUACUUGAGUCACAACUCAAGGUGUCACAGGCUAGGAAUCGAGACUUUGAGAAGUCGCAAAAGGCAGUAACAGAUAUCUUUCAAGAAGAAAGAGCACGCAGAGAUGUGACUGAGGAUGCCUUGAGGAAGAAAAUACGGGAAGCUUCUGAUGUCAUUGAUUCGCUAACAAUGAAAGCAAAUAGUCUCGAAGCAGAAAAAGCAUAUUGUAAGAAGGUACACAUGCAUUUGCAUUAAGUAACAACUUGGAAUUUCAAAACUCGUUUCUAGGUUUUGAAGUGUUGUUGUACAACAAUCUCUAUCCUUUAGUAGAAUGUACAUUCAUUAGACUCAGGAAGACUUUAGUAAAAGACGCCAGUUUAGAUUUUAAUUUUUCUUGUCGCUUUUUCUACUUCCAGACAGAACC
This is a messenger RNA of Eutrema salsugineum, 2635 nucleotides long. Its product is annotated as protein MICRORCHIDIA 5. The record is from RefSeq and is a predicted model, not a curated record. Gene Ontology annotation, cellular component: nucleus. Gene Ontology annotation, molecular function: ATP hydrolysis activity. The transcript has 20 exons. The coding region runs from base 1 to 2466 and encodes 821 amino acids. Lineage: Eukaryota; Viridiplantae; Streptophyta; Magnoliopsida; Brassicales; Brassicaceae.